Messenger RNA from Paramisgurnus dabryanus, 2200 nucleotides. It is a transcript of the gene plp2b, whose product is annotated as proteolipid protein 2b. Gene Ontology annotation, cellular component: membrane. NCBI's taxonomy places the organism in Eukaryota, Metazoa, Chordata, Actinopteri, Cypriniformes, Cobitidae. The record is from RefSeq and is a predicted model, not a curated record.
UCUCCCUGAUUUACCUUAAAAGAGACAAGACACGAGAGAGUUAUGAAGGCAACGCCCAACAUACAGUCGCUGCGUUCUCUUCACUACUGUUGCUCUGUUACCGCACCACCAACUAUUUGCUUAUUUUAGCACUCGGCGCCAGCAGGAAGUACGUCCCUCCAAGACUAGGUUGCGUCAAAGUUGACCGACUAAACCGAUAACUCAGAUUUCAUCAGUGAACGUCUGCUCACGGGAGUACUGUAAGGCAGUUUAUUUAUUAAGAAAACAUCAGCAGAAUGGCAGAAACAGACGCGACUCCUUUUGCAAGCUGUCUGGGGAACCUGAAGAGUUAUGUGCGUACUCGAAAAGGGACGAUUCUUGCCGCUGAAAUACUUAUCAGUUUCAUCAUCAUCAUCUGUUAUGCUGCAUCAAUGUAUGGCGGAUAUUCAGCAGUCGCCAUCUGUGAGAUGGUCUUUGCCAUUGUCUUCUUCGUUAUCUUCAUGAUGGAGCUGGACAAAUCCAUUCAGGUUGUGAACUGGCUAUGGAGUGACCUUUUCCGCGCUGGGAUUGGUGCACUCCUGUAUCUCAUAACCUCUUUGAUUUGUGUAAUUGGUGGAACUGGGGAUGGGGCUCGCAUCGCUGGUGGGGUGUUCGGACUGUUGGCUGGAAUUUUGUUUGCCUAUGACACUUAUACAAUCUUCCUGGAAGUCAAAAGCAACAGGCAGCACACAGCUGCACCCACAGGUCGCUGAGGGCUGUCCAAAGAAUAUUUACAACUUUCAUUUGCCAUUUGAACCAAAUGUUAUGGGGGAGAUGCCAGUGCUAGCACUGCUAUUCCACUAAAAAUAAUGCCAGUUUAAUCAGACAAAGCAUUUUAUAAUGUAGCUUCUAUCCUCUGCUCACAUCAAGUUCCUAUAACCACUUAACCUAACUAACUAGUCCCUAAUUAUUUAUUGUCUAUCUUCUUUUGUGUUUCCUUUUUGAUUUUUUAACAGAUGAGGCAGUGUGAAAACUACUCCCUUCACUACAACAUUAACAGCAACCAAAACAUGGACAAUAUAUUUUUAAAAUGGUUUAAAUGGAAGACGUCCGGAGAACAAACAAGAGCUAAAGACCAGAACAAUGAAAGUUUGAUGUAAAAAUGGCAUGAAGUAAUUGGAAAAUGCUGCAUUGUAAGAAGAAAACCACCAAAUAUGAAAGCCAUUGUGAUUUAAAGAUUUAAAGGUUUGGGUAACUUUGGUUGAUUUUAACGCAAUAUAGAGAGGUAUUGCUAAAACCUUUGUAAGGCAAGGUUAUUUUGUUCAUCUGAUAUUUAAAGAGAGUUUUUUUUGACCCAGUAAGUUUAAGAAAGGUACAACUGCCACAUUAAAAUGUUGAAAACUUGAUCUAGUUAAGUCUGGUGCUGUUUUUGUGUAAUAACACACUUUAUAUUAAGUUUGUUACGAUGUAAAAUUUCAGCCAUAGCCAUGUAACUCAUUUUUAAUAAGUAUUUUAUGCCUAAAGUAUAGUUAGUUGUAAAAAGUUGAUCUGUACUUUUGGAUUUUAAGUAGGAUUGGACUCCAAUUCAAUUAAUCUAGUUUAUAGAUCUGUUCAACUCAGUUACAGUCAAUAGUAAGUGUUUAGCAGGUGAAUGUUUAAAUAUAAAGAACUGAUUUUUAACUCUAAUAUCUAGUGCUGCCUCACGAUUAUUCGUGACUAAUCGUUUGCAGAAUAAACGUUUUUGUUUAAAUAAUGUAUGUGUGUGUACUGUGUAUAAUAAUUAUGUAUAAAUACACACACACAUGCAUGUAUAUAAUUAAGAAACAUUUGCAUGCGUAAAUACAGGUUUAUAUUUAUAUAUAAUUUAUAUUAUAUAUAAAUAUUUAUUAUAUAAAUAUAUUUUUUAUUAAAAUUAUACAUGUAUGUGUUUAUUUAUAUACACAUAAUUAUUAUACACAGCACACAGACAUAUAUUAUGUAAACAAAAACUUUUAUUCUGUAAACGAUUAGUUGCGACUAAUCAUGUGGCAGCACUACUAAUAUCUUUUACGUUACUAUGUAACAGGUAUUUAUUAUAGCAAGUUCAAACCAGUUCAUCCAGAUACCAGUUCAUCUGUUGGUACAAUAUGUCUGUUUUACAUUAACCUGCUUACAUAUUACCAUGUAACAUGUUACCUCAAAAGAUGCCAUAAAUGUGUUCUUUUUUUUUUAUUAAAAAUAAACUGAGUCAUAUAUUGGACAA